Messenger RNA from Elaeis guineensis (African oil palm), 3691 nucleotides. RefSeq lists its product as uncharacterized. Lineage: Eukaryota; Viridiplantae; Streptophyta; Magnoliopsida; Arecales; Arecaceae. Gene Ontology annotation, biological process: endosome organization; endosomal transport. Gene Ontology annotation, cellular component: WASH complex; endosome. The record is from RefSeq and is a predicted model, not a curated record.
CUACACGGAGGCACGGAUGCUACCUGCUGCUUCCGCAAAGGCGCAAACGAAUGCCUGUCAAUCCUCCCCCAAAGCUUUCCAUGCCCCGACCGCCAUGGCUUCUCAACUUUUAGAACAGGAGGAGAAGCUCCGGCAACUCGUCGACGAAUGGCGGUUCCGAAGCCACGAACUCCUCUCCAACCUCCGUGGCGAUCCCUUCGCAUGCCCUUCCCCCGCCGCCCCUCCACCCAGCUCCUCGAGCUCCGAUCCGGUCCGCCUCCACGUCGAGCCCCUCGAGCACUCCGAUCUCUCCGCCCUCCUCGAGUCCGACAACGUCGCCAUCUCCAAGCUCAUCAUGGUCCUCUCUUAUGACUGCAUCGAGAUCUCCCGACUCCACCGAUCGGCAUCAAAAAAGUUGUAUAGGCAGUUGCUCUUGUUCGGCCAUCGAUCGAGCCCACAGGAAGUGCUUGUUGAAGGCGAGCCACAGAAGGCAUUUGGUGAAUCGCUUUCUUUGUUCAUGGAAUUGUAUGAGACUACAAGUCGAAUGACUGCUGUCUUGGGGAAUUUGGUCAAGCAGCUCAAUUCCAUUUACUCCCUUCAUGAUAAGAACAUCCUUCGGCCGCUAAAUUCUGUCAAGAAUUUUACGCUCAGAACUGCCUUUGAAGCUCUAGGCGAUGGGCUGGCCAUGUUUAUUGUCUUAGAUGAAAUCAUAAAGCAGAAUAGCCACAUAAAAACUCAUCUAUCUCUCUUUGCAAGGAUGUUAAAUAAGGUAAAACUGGAAGUUGAUAUCUUUGGUAUAACAGCAGAGGAUUUGGAUUUCCUUGAUCAAGUGGUAAGCCAACUUCAGAAGUUUCUGGUGGUUGGCUUGUUCCAGAGACUGUUGCAGUCGGAAUCACCUCUGCAUGCCACAUUGGAGCAGGUCCGGUGCAAUAAGAAAUUCAUCGAUAUCUGUAGUUCCUGCAUCCAUGAUGCUCUGUCAGAAAUCCUUCCACGACUUGAUACUUGGAAGGAAUUUCCUCUUGAUCGAAGGAAGAUACUACAGUAUGUGGCUCUGUUUAUAUUUUUCACAUAUGCCUCUGCUGAAGUUCCUGAAAAGAAAAUAGUGAAGUUGCUUUUGGAGAUGCUUAAGUUGGUCCCUCUAACUUACAUUGAGGGAGGAAGAAGAAUUAUACUAUUGGAUGUACUGAAAAGUCAAUGCCCUCCAUCAUUUUUGUCGUGCCCUUCAAUCAGAGAGGCAUAUAAGGAUUCUGAUGUCAUGAAGAGCAAUUACCUUACACAAUUAAGUGAAAAACAUUCAAGGGAUUGGCAUGCAAUCAAAGAUGCACUAUCUUGUUGGAUAACAUCUUUUCAGUCAACUGUGUAUCCUUCGUCAGAGAUGUUGAGCGAAGCAUGGAUCCGGUUUCAUAUCAAGCAGAUCAUGCAGGGAAUACUCUUGGCAAAUAGACUGCACAUGCUUGUUAUCUCAAUGCUCGACUUGCAUGAGUUGCUUGAGGUUCCUAUCAGGAGGGAAAAACUGAAGUCACUUUGUCAUAUGAUCAUUUCAUUAAAGGUCUUGGAGAACACAUUCCGAAUAAAAGGGCCUGAAAUAGCUCGAAGCCUUCCACAUAUUAUUAAUAUAAUUCAAGCGGAUAUUGAAAAACUUAUACUACCUGCAAAGUCUAAGCUACAAUUGGAAGCAGUUAAAGUGAGUCAAACGAGCAAGCUGGGAUUUUUGAGUUCAUUGACACGUGGUAGUAAAGAGGCAGACACAAGGCUUACUGAUUCUCUUUCACUGGUUCUGAUAUUCUUGCAGUUGCUUCAAGGAGGUGGUAGUCAUAAGAGGCAACUCAUUUUUUCUAUCACUUUGGAUGUUCUUCAAAGCAUAGGCUAUUUGGAUAUUGACCUUUUGAGGAUUAGAAAGUUUAUAAGAAAGCUAGGUACUGUCACAGAUUUUCAGAACAUAGUAGAGGAAGUUACAAAUUGUAGCUUCUUGUACUGGAGAAAAGAGAUGAUGGGAAAUUGGUUGUCAAUUGCUUAUAUGGAUGUGAGCAGAUUCUUGUGGCUACAGUACAUUCUUGAUGCAUUUUCUGAUGGAUUAUGGCUUCUCAAGCUAGGUCAUGUGGGGAAAGCUACACUUCGGUCAUAUGAGAAAGAAAUUGAGGAUGCUCUGAAAAAUGAAAUUGUUGCUCCUCUUUGUAGAGAUAUUGAAACUGAUCUCCGCCUUCAUGUUCAUUCCACUCAUUUAAAAGGAUCUGUGCUUGUGAACCCAACAAAGACUGGUGUGCGCAACCUUUCUUGGUACUUACAAAUGAAACCUUUGCAACUUCCUUUCAAAUUUAUCGAUAUAAGACUGCUCAUAGAGAACUAUCUGAAUUCUGCUUUUUAUGAUCAUUCAGCUAUGUCCAUUUAUGACUGGAAGAUAUACUCAGAGAUGCGACUGCUGGCAGAGCUGAAGUAUGGGCUAGCUUUAGAUGAUAUUCAUCUUGCUGAAAAUUCUAUGGAUCAAGAUUUUGACAUAAAUGAAAUUGUCCAGAACCUGCAUUCAUUUACUGAGAAUUAUUCAUAUAACAUAAUUAAGCAGAUUUUCAUUGAGAAGGUUCCUAAUGGUCAACAUAGGAAGAGCUUAAGAGUGAUCAGUGUGGAUCAUGUUGCAUCUUCAAUUGCUUUACAUGGUUUAAGGCCAAUAUCUACAGCAUCAAUUUCUGUUUUGAAGUUUCUAACUGAGAUGUUUGCAACUUUAUCCAAGUUGCUUGAAGAUAAACUUGUGCAAUCGGAUUUAUUGAAAGAAUCUAACUUCUGGAAGAGUGACAAGGGAGCAGCAACACACUCUUCUCUACAACAAGGGGAGCUCAGAUUUUUUCUGGGAAAACUUGCAUUUGGAGAUCGUGGACAGAGUUUCCUUGAACAGCUACAAUCUGUCAUCAGUAAAGUGGGUAAUGCUUUAGGACUGAUGAGGAUUCUUAUAGCUGGCAGUUGCCGUUAUUCUUGUAAUAAUUCACGGUUUAUGGGUAGAGCUAGAUGUGAUAUGAGAUUUGCAGAGAGUUGCAAGAAUCUUGGCUUUGUUGAUGAAAGUGUUGUUGCAGGAAAAAUUAUGGACACAGCAAUCGAGAAGUACCAAUCCAAUGUUAAAAUCGAGUCUUUUUCUAUCCUUAUAAACAUGUUUUUAAAGGAACUUCAAUGCAGCAGAUAUCACCAUCUAAAAGAUUUUUUCGCUGUAGUUCCAUCCUUUAUAGCGAACAUGAUAGAUUCUAAAGUUCAUUACAAGGAUAAGCUAUUAAGAAGGGACCAUGAUUCAGGAGAUAUUUUUUGUUUAUAUGGUAGUUGUGUCAUGGGUGUUGCUUUUAUUCUCAAGGUUCUGGGGCAGGAGAAGUCAUUUGAUGAAUUGAAUUGGUUUGCUUCUGCAAAGAAGAACCUUGGGGAGGGAGAAUCAACUUCAGAAGACCGUAGCAGUAGUUCGGAACAAAGGAAGGGGAGUAGUCUUGUUGCAUGGAUGCUCUGGAGCCAGGCUCCAUCUGCAUCAACUGAAGUCCAGAAGCAGGCUGUUGAUAAGCGUAGGAGAUGCAGAAACGAACUGGAGCUCAUAGAAUGCGGUCUCAAAGUUGCCAGAACAAUCAUGUCAUAAUAUUGGCAUUUAGGGAUAUGGCCCCUUCUUUCUUUUUUUGUCUGGGCCACCAGAGUAGCUUUGAAAGACCAAGUUGACCUAUAAAUGCUAUGUAAUUUACGCGUAGAGAGA